AUCUAUGCCUUAAACUGACAUGCAAAAUUUGACUAAAAAAGUAAAGUAUUAUUAAAUGUCUGAGGGGCAAGGGAGAAGAGGAGGGAAAGGACCGAAAGGACGCGGAAAGGGCGGGCGUCGUGGCAAGGGUCGGGGUCGGGGAAAUGAGUCGCGGCAAAGUGAAACCAGUGGCAGUGCUCCUGGUGGUGUACAACAGCAGAGCCAGAGGGACGAAGAGAGAGGCGCCACAGCUCUGCCAGUUGAACAACGAACACUGCAGACCGUAGAAUCACAACAGACAGGGGCAUCAUCAGAGCAAGUUUCUAGUGGCGGAGGAACAGAACAGAAAAGAACCCAAACUCCCAAGAAACAUAGGCAAAGAAAAAAACAUGUUGAACAAACAGCAGAACAACAUGGAGGCACUCCAGAAGCCAAAACUGCACCCGAGCAACAACCCAAAUCCCAACCACAGCUUGUUUCGCAGGAGCAAGUUGAGGCUCCAACCGAAAGCCCUUCUCUGAAACAGACUGAAAGAAGUAUAGGUAUGCUUUCCAAAAUUCGAUAAUAUAGUCUAUACUGACAUCAAAGUAAAAUUGUAUAUGCAUUAAUAUAUCCAUUUUUAACUUGUGGUGUGAUUAUUGGGGCAUGCAUAAAAUAUGCGCACAAUGUAUCCUAGGCCACAUGCAUCCUAGAAAACGAUUUUCAUUUAGCAUACUCUUGGAACUGAAAUAUUUUACACAAACUAUGAACACUUUCGAACACGCUGAGUUCAAAUCCGAAAGUUCCCUACUACUUCCCGUUCCGUAGACCCGCAGUUUUCUCACAAACUGCUAUUUAUCUUCACUAAUUAAAUUUCACGACAAAUUUUAUCCGGCAUUGUUCAACGACACGGAUCGAUGGAUGAAGACACACGAUUGCAUAACUCAAAAUGACUAAUUCCUAUCAGUAACCAGUCUCUACAUUUAACAAAAAGUCAAAAGACCGUUUUGCUUGGAUCAUUUUGAGUUAUGUAAUUUUAGGCGCUUUGGACGUAAACAACAUAUCUUGUCUACAACUUUGGGAAGGUACUAACCUGAAGUUCAGGCCCUAAUUUGAAAUAGGGCCUGACACAAAACCUGUCUAGACCCAAUCUCGUUCCCCGAGCAUGCCCGUUCGCAGGUUAAGGGUGGGCAUAGCUCUGGAGAAAUCGAAUUGAUUCAGGCCUGUGAUUGGCUAACGGCAGAUAGUACGUUGGAUUUCCAACGUGAGUUCUACGCAUGCUUGGCAAUUGCAGCAAAAUAUAAACAAAGCAUUUGGAAUUUCUCGUCGAAAAUAAAUGAAAAUUUGAUACUUUUUACACUGAAAUCGAUUGAAAACAACUAGAAAUUCUGGGGGAAAUAUGUGCGAAAGCUUCGGAUUGGUAGCGAUACAACUACCUGAAAAAUACAAGGAGAACUUCGACGUUUCGAGCGAAGGCGCUUCGACUUGUGCUGUUAGUGUUUGUAUACAUCGUACUUGACCUUUAUAUACUGUACUACCUAACACUACGUAUACCUUAAAUUCUGACAGGAGAGUUAAAUGUAAAUUUUAAAGCAUAAAAAUAUAUAAUACUUAUUAUUGAGGAGAUUAUAUUUAUCAGCAAAGGUCAAGUACGAUGUAUACAAACACUAACAAAUAUACAAAUCGAAGCGCCUUCGCUCGAAACGUCGAAGUUCUCCUUGUAUUUUUCAGGUAGCUGUAUCCCUAUCCAACCGAAGCUUUCGUACAUAUUUCCCCCAGAAUUUUUAGUUGUUUUCAAUUCGAUUUCAGUGUAAAAUGUAUCAAAUUUUCGACGCGAAAUUCUAAAUACUUUAUUUAUAUUUUGCAACAUUGCCGAGCAUGCGUAGAACUCACGUUGGAAAUUCAACGUGAAUCAAUUCGAUUUCUCCAGAGCUAUGCCCACCCUUAACCUGCGAAUGGGCAUGCUCGGGGAACGAGAUUGGUCUAGACCGUGGGACGCCCACAUGUUAUUUUUAGACACAACAUGCAAUAUGAUUGACAAGUGUUAUAGAUUUCGUUACACAAAAAAAUUAUAUUCUUAUGAACAUGUCCGCAGAGUGUGCAUUUGCUUUAUAAUUAAACUUAAAAAUUCAAGGUACUUUUAUAUAAAUAAGAUUCAGACAAAGAUUUAAUUAGUCAGUUCUGUGCAUGGCUAGACUGCCAAGCUUUCUCAAGGUCUCAACUUGCUGGACGCGGAUAUUAGGGAUACACUUUAUUAAAACGGGCUAACAACAGCAACAAUGAAAUUCUCAAUCGUACCACGAAGAAGGCGAUGUAGCUCAGAAAACAACGCCGGUAGGACCUGAUAUUAAAAAUAAGACUUUUGCCGGCGAAGCCAGUUGGCAGAACAUCUUGGCUGUGAACAAGCUUUCGAAUACAUGACUUAGUUUGGCUGUUCUUUCGGCGUCGUGUGUCCAAAAUUCGUCCAAGAUUUUGAUAAAGCCCUUUUAAAAUACUGUUUGUUUGAUUUAUUUUCUGCCAUAAAGCAUAAAAGAAAAAGAAAUUCGAAGAAAUCGAUAAUGGAAUUUGUACGUGCGUUUGACCUUUAUAUUAAUUGUUGCCUUGACCGAGCUAUUUUUAAAACUGUUGUUUAUGUAAACUUGCAACCAAUCAAAAUCCUUCAUGAUGCUGAUCAACCAAUCAGAUUUCCCGUCCACCAGGUGGACGGGAAUCUCACACUUUAGAUAGGUUUUGUGUCAGGCCCUAUUCUGUGAUUAGGGCCUGAACUUCAGGUUAGGAAGGUACCGAUAUCACUUUCUAAAAUCCUCAGUUCUGGCUCACGAACUCUCACGCCUAAAUUUUGGCAAGCGCGCGGACUCAUUUUUUUUUGGGCAUGGUGCAUGAAAUGUCAUUCUAUCAAAGUGUUUUAUUUUCUAUAAGCUAGAUAUUUCAUUGACCUUAGGUUCAUGGGGAUAAACAACUUUGUCAGUGUCAAAUAAACCUGGGUACGAGGUUGGCUUAGGCUAGCUGUUUUAUAGCCUACGUCGAAUUUCGGUCGCGUCGAUUAUCUCAUUAUCUAUUGUCUUAAUUGCAUUCGACGCGACCAAAAUUAGCCUACGUCUUAGACUCGAACUCGUUCCUCGUAGAAACGAGUUUGAGUCUAUGACGUAGACUAGACCAAAAUCCGACGUGUUGAAAAAAUUCUUUCAUGCAUGCAAUACACAAACUUUGUAUUUUUUACGAAAAUUUUAGUAAUUAUCUUUAAUAAAUAUACUACUGAAAACUUAAAGGUGAUCUACAGUCCGAUCUGCGCCUGUGCACAAAUGAGCCCACUUUUUAUGAUACAAACAGUUUAACUAUAUUUUGAGUUCUUGAAAAGCUUGAUUGUUGUUUCUGGAUCAUUUAUUAUACUCUAGAAGCUUGAAAAUAUAAAUAGUUGUCGAAUAAAGCUCAAUAUUUUGGACACAAAAAUGUAAACAAAGGCUUUGUUUACAUACGGAUUGUAGAUCACCUUUAAACUAUCUCAAUAAAAAUCAGUAUAGUUUCAAUUUAUUUUAUUGGGGGAGAAAGCUGAGAAAAUUGGUAAAAAUGAAAUGUAAAUCUAAUGUUUGGAAUCAAGUUUAAUUAAUUUAAAGUGAUUUAUUCAAUUAAAAAGACAAUAAUAUAGAUCAUAGUAGAUUAAGAACUAAUUAAAUUAUGACAAAAAAUAUACAAUAUUAAAACUUGGUUCUUAAUAGAAUCUUUGUCCUACAUAAAGUUUAAUACACUAGUUUCGCCACAAUGGCUGAAUAAAUCAGAUAUUUCAUAUCAAGUCAAGGUUUUGAUUUUGAAUGUAAGAGUGCCGUUCCCAGUUUAGCCGUGUCGAUUCUGCCGAACCUAAAAUUUUUAGAACAAAAAUUUCGUCGUGUAAACGCAAUAGGCGGACCGGGACCAAAAAGCGUGGGUCCGCGUGCCAAAAUUUAAGCGUGCUGUACCCAAAAUGACUGUCGUGUAAACGCCGGGCCUUUACAGGCUUUAGCUAUAUGCAUGUCUUUGAGCUGAGAAAUAAUAGUCCGUAUACAUCGCGGGCGAUCAUAAUGUUUUAUACAACGAUGUAAAGCGAAUAUUAUUAGCCAUUUCCCAAGUCUUGGUUGGGUCUAGUCGCGCAAAUACCAUGUUGGAGGGACAAGAAAUAUGGCAGCACACAUUUAACUAAUUAAAUGUUUAAUUUAAUGUAAAAAGGAGAUAUUUCAUUUUUGGUCGUCUGAAAAGCUGAUUUUGAUAGUAGAUACUUCUACUCUUUGUCUCUUUCACAUAUUUGACGCCUGUCUCCAUAUAUUUUGUCCCUCCAAACGAUUCCAGAGUGCAAAGGCUAAUUGGAAAGAGGCUUCCGUACAUGUUGAAAUCGCCAAAUAAACAGCUCAUGCACACAUUUCUCCACUUCGUCGUAAGUUUACAGAGCAGAACUUAUACUUUGCCCGCUUUGGCACUGAUCUUUGUCUUUGAUGUGAACAUUUAUUCUUCUAGUUUAAGGUUAUUUAAGAUUGAUCCUGUCGUAAGUCGUCUACCGGCAACCCAUCGACAAUAUUUCAUUUUAGCGUUGUCUUUGCCGUUACUUUUGUAUUUUUGUUUUAAAUACCUUGCUCGCGUUAAAAGAGUUAUUUAGUUUUCAGGCCAGUGGCAAUGACAUAGCCACUCAAAAGACUUAUAACAUUAACGUCCUUGUGAUUUUAUAGAGAUAUCCGCUCGAACUGAGGAUUUUAGCAAGCGUUAUCUGUACCUUCUCAAAGUUGUAAACAAGAUAUCAAAAUGAUUCGAGCAAAACGAUCAUUUGUUAAAAGGAAGUCUGGUUAAUAGAAAUUUGUCCUUUUGAGUGACGUAAUCAAGUGUCGGACACACGAUUAUGUCACUCAAAAGGAUUAACAUUCGUCAUCGAUCCGUGUCGUUGUACAAUGAAAACUUUGUCGUAAAAUUAGUGAAGAUAAAAUAGCAGUUUGUGAGAAAGCUGCAGGUCUGAAAUUUGAACUCACCGUGCUUGAAAGUGUCAGUUCCCGUAAAAAUAUUUCAGUUCCAAGACAUGCUAAAUGAAAGUGAACGAUAUCGGGACGCAGCAAAUGGCCUAAAAUUACCGGAUCUAUUUACCCUACACGCAACUACAUUCAUGCAUCGCUACCAUCACCAUAAAUUACCAUCCGUCUUCAAUGACUUAUUCGUUCCAGUAAACAAAGUACAUAGUUACAACACUAGACUUGCAUCUAAGCAAACAUAUUCUUUACCAAAAACCAAGAUAUCAUACCACGAUAAAUACCAAGAUAAGAUACCAAGGACCUAAAAUAUGGAAUUCUCUGCCUGAAAGUGAGAAAAAGUUGUCAGCAUCUUAGUUAAAAACGUUUAAAACUUCGUUUUAUUGAGUCGUAUUAGGUCAAUAGUUUAUAUACUAUUUUGCUUAAAAGGUGAUUGAAUUGUUUGGGUUUUUUGUCUUUUUUUUGCUGUUGUUUUUUGUCAUGUUCGUCUCUACGUUUGUCCUGUUUGAUAUUUUCGCCGACUAAUUAAAUAUCGAAAAUCUCCACUAUGUUGUCUUACUCUAUGGACGUUAUCUGCCUAAUUCAGUUAGCCCUUAUGGUUAUUUUAGGCAUGCCGAUAGUACUCACACCUACUAUACGGAUUAAGUAAUUAAAGUAAUAAUUUAUAAUGGGUGAAUAAAUUCUUCUUCUUCUUCUUCAAGGUGAACAAGUACGAAAACAACCUCUUCAAAAACAACAGUUGAAGCAACAAGAUCAAACCGAUGGAGCAUUCCCAAGCAAACCUGUGCAAGGACCAACAUCAGGUGCCCAAGAUGGUGCAAAACCGAAAACUGUUCCAAUAACACCCCAACAACAACCCUCAAAAACACCCCCAUCUCAACCAGCUGGUAAACAACAACGUCAAGCAACUAAACCACAGAUACCCGUCCAGCAACAACCAACUGGUCCACCUCGGGCGGAAAAAGGUGAAUUAAGACCACCAUUACGACCUGAUAAAGGCGGCACAGCUGGUAGACCCAUUCGCCUCAGAGCGAACUUCCUACACGUACAGUUACCUACAAAUGAUAUACACCACUAUGACACUACUAUACAAGCAAAUUUUAAAACAAGACCCGGCGGUGAUGGAUACACUAAGUCAGAAGCCGCAAAGAUCAUUCAUAAAAUGGUGGAACAAUACGAGAAAGUAAAUCCAAGUGGUCCCAAACUUGUUUAUGAUAAAGAUGGGAAGAAUCUUUAUUGUCGUACACCAAUUCCAGGAAUUGGAAAAGACAAAAAAGAAUUCAAGAUAACAUUUAUAACAGACAACGGCAAAGAACGUGAGUAUACAGUUACAAUUCAAUGGGCAUCUAAAGUCAGCCUCUAUAACCUGAAUGAAGCUCUCGAAGGACGAUUAACUGAAAUACCCCGGGACACCUUUCAAGCUGUUCAAACUGUUCUCAGAUUUUUGCCGGCAAUGACGAGCAUUCCAAUUGGUCAAUCAUUCUUCAGUUACCCAGAUGGAGGUGAAAAGAAUCUUGGCCUUGGUUUUCAAAUUUGGGAUGGGCGGUUCGUCAGCAUUCGUCCAACCCAGUGGAAAAUGAUGCUAAAUGUAGACACAUGUUCUACAGCCUUCUACAAAGCACAGCCUGUCCUCCACUUCAUGUGCGAAUACCUUGAGCUUAACCAAAUCCCAGCUAGAUUGAACAGGGGUCAAUCUAGAAUAUUCCGCAAGGAAAUGAAAACCAUUCAGAUUGAAACAACUCACGUAAAAAGAAAACAAAGGGUUUCUGGUCUUUCCGAGAAAUCAUCAAAGGAGGAGAAAUUUCCACUUGAAGAUGGAAAGAUGAUCAGCGUUUUUGAUUAUUUCAAGUCGAAGCAUAACAUUACUCUAAGGUACCCCGACCUGCCUUGUUUAAAGAUUGGCCAGAAAAGCCUUAUUCCGAUGGAAUUAUGCAACAUUGUGCAAGGUCAACGAAAGCAAGGAAGGCUGACUCCAAACCAAACGCGAGAAAUGAUUCGAUACACUGCCCUCCCUGCUCCACAACGCCAGCAAGAAAUUUCCAAGUUGAUAAGAAAUGCUAAGUUUGAUGAAGAUCCUUACUGCAGAGAUUUUGGCAUCAAAGUGGGCAAAGAAAUGGCCACUAUCGAAGGCAGAGUUUUAGAUCCUCCCCUGUUAAACUAUGGUCCAUCUAAUAAACCACUCGUUGAGAGGCCACGAGACGGUGUUUGGAACAUGCAAAACAAGCCAAUGUACACACCGAAAGAGUUGAAUGAGUGGGCAAUCAUUUCAUAUGAAAACCCAAGAUUCCUUGACGAUCGGGCGAUAGACAACUUCAUCAACAGACUUGUUAUGGCAGGCAAGGAAAAGCAGCUUCGCAUUCACGCAUCGCCCUGUCGCAAAGCAAUACAACGCGGUUAUGAAGGCAUUGGACAUCUCUUUGAUCAGCUCAACAAGGAUUUCACCAACCUGCAACUUAUCAUUGUCCUUUUACCUGGAAGGGGCAGCACUGAUGAGUAUUAUGAAGAGGUGAAACACUUCGGCGACGUUGUCUAUGGUAUUCGUACCCAGUGUAUCAAGUCUAACAAUGCAAAGAAAGCGGACAUGCAAACAUUGGCAAACAUCUGUCUAAAGAUCAAUGCGAAGCUAGGUGGGACCACUUCAGUCAUAGACAAAGGUAUCCGAUCCCCAAUUCUCAAACGUCCGGUUGUCAUUUUUGGUGCUGAUGUCACCCAUCCUGCCCCGGCAGAUGAGACCUCGCCCUCGAUUGCUGCCGUUGUAGCUAGCAUGGAUUCGCAUCCAAACCUUUAUAGCGCCGAGGUACGAGUCCAGAAGCAUUUUAAGAAGAAGAGCCUUGAAGGGAUUGUCGAGUUGAAAGAGAUGGUAGUAAUCCUACUCAAAAAAUUCCGGUCAUCUACGGGAGUUGCACCAGAGAAGAUUAUUUUCUAUCGAGAUGGCGUGAGUGAAGGGCAGUUCAAAGAGGUCUUAAUUCACGAGCUUCAAGCUUUUCAACACGCAUGUCGCGAGCUUCACCCAAAUUACAAACCCCAAAUCACCUUCAUUGUCGUUCAGAAGCGCCACCAUGCUCGGUUCUUUGCCGAAAAUCCAAGGGACCAACGCGGAAAGAGCAAGAACAUCCCAGCCGGGACAAUUGUCGACAAACAAGUAUGUCAUCCAUUUGAAUUCGAUUGGUACCUCUGCAGCCACGCUGGUAUACAAGGUACCAGCAAACCGGCCCAUUACCACGUGUUGUACGAUGACAGUAACUUCAAAUCGGAUGAAUUACAGAUUCUUACCAAUCAGUUGUGCCACACCUACGUCCGAUGUGCCAGAGCAGUGUCCAUCCCCGCCCCUGUCUAUUACGCCCACCACGUGGCGUUUCGAGCCCGCUACCAUCUGAAGGAGGUCGACCGAGGGAGCAGCGAAGGCAGCACGGCGUCUGGCGGAGAAGUUGUUACUCUGGAAAAAGAGGAACUGAUUCGAGCUGUGAGGAUCCAUGACAAACUAAGUUCAACGAUGUACUUUGCAUAGAAAUCAUACGAACUGUGUUAUAUUGGUAAAAUCGAAUAAAGGGUAACUUUGAUUUGCAUAUGUGAAGUUACAGCAAUCUCAGAUAAAACAUUGAAGAGAACAUAUACGACGUUUUCUUCUUAGAUACAACCAAUGGCAUCAAUUUUGUAAGUUGAGUUUAUGGUUAUAUAGUUAAAAUUUUAUUGACAAGCUAUCGAAAAUGAAUGCUAUACCCUUCCCGACUGCCCCCGAUUUGAUUUGACUCCAAUGGCAAGAACUAUUUAUGCUUUGUCUUUAAAUUUUUUUUCGAAAAGAUUGCAUUUCAAAAAUCGGAAUGUAGAUGUUUAAAUUAAGAUUUGAAUAAUUCAAAAAUACGUUGGGGGAAAAAUAGAAGCAUUCUAUUUUCGAUAGAUAAUAUAUAUAAACAUUCAAUAUAUAAUCGACAUAUAAGUGGUACAGUAUAUUAAUUAAUUAAUUAAUUAAUUAAUUAAUGAUAUAUUUGAGUUAGCCUGCAGAGAACAAUUAAUGAACAGUCUCGGACAGACGGACAGUUUAAUGAUAAAGUAAGAAUGGGCCAUUCCAUUUAAUAUCUACACCCCCCUGUCGACGACGUCUUCGGAGGGGUCCUGAAAAUUUGUAUUUCUUAGGGGUUCUAAAAAUGGUAAUUUCCGAAGGGAACAAAAAAAUCGCAUUUUCUUAAGGGUUUUCGCUAAUCA
Molecule: messenger RNA, 9143 nt
Organism: Paramuricea clavata
Lineage: Eukaryota; Metazoa; Cnidaria; Anthozoa; Malacalcyonacea; Plexauridae
Source: the annotation of a GenBank genome assembly